Molecule: messenger RNA, 916 nt
Organism: Aaosphaeria arxii CBS 175.79
Lineage: Eukaryota; Fungi; Ascomycota; Dothideomycetes; Pleosporales
Product: aldolase
Exons: 1
Coding region: 31-915 (294 amino acids)
Biological process (GO): carbohydrate metabolic process
Molecular function (GO): zinc ion binding; aldehyde-lyase activity
Source: RefSeq, a predicted model, not a curated record
UUGUAAAAUACCAUUAUAACUACACCAAACAUGGCGCCAGACCUCAGCCAGAAUCGCGCUCUCAAGAUCGUCACACACGCUGCAAAGAACGGAUAUGCAGUGCCCGCAAUCUGCUGCUACAACAUCGAAUCAAUACUCGCAAGCGUCAAAGCUGCAGAAGCAAAGAAUUCUCCUGUCAUAGUGCAGCUCUUUCCAUGGGCAAUCCAUUUUGCGGGCGGCAUCCUAGUACAUGCUGCCAAAGAGGCUGCGGACAAUGCGUCUGUACCCGUAGCAGUGCACAUGGACCACGCGCAGACACCAGAAAUUGUACGUCGCGCAGCCGACCUUGGUGGCUUUGACGGCAUCAUGGUUGAUAUGUCGCACUAUGAAAAGGAGGAGAACUUUGCUAAGACGCGAGAGCUUGUUAAAUAUUGCAAUGAAAGAGGUAUCAUUACAGAGGCCGAGCCAGGGCGUAUCGAUGGUGGGGAAGAUGGAGUGGGCGAUACCGCCGACCUCGGCUUGGAAGCCAUCCUCACCACACCCGAGCAAGCAGAAGAAUUCGUUUCCCUAGGUAUCAACUGGCUGGCACCUGCAUUUGGCAACGUUCAUGGAAAAUACGGUCCCAAGGGACCACAAUUGGAUUAUCCUCGACUAAAAGGGGUACACAAGCAGGUUGGAGACCGCGUGGAUCUCGUUCUACAUGGUGCAGGCACCGAGUGGUUUGACGAGAAGAGAUUCAAGGAGUGUAUCGAGUGCGGUGUGUCGAAGAUCAAUUUGAAUGACGCAGUCAACAACGAUUUCACUAGGGUCAUGGCCGAGAAGGCUGCGAAAGCGCCAUUGACGACUCUGUUAGAAGAGGCAACGCUGGCGAUGCAGAAGAGCGUGGAAAGACACAUGGAUUGGAUGGGAUCAACUGGAAAAGCACCACUGAUUUAAC